Spinacia oleracea (spinach) is the source of this 1856-nucleotide messenger RNA. Its product is annotated as SWR1-complex protein 4. The record is from RefSeq and is a predicted model, not a curated record. NCBI's taxonomy places the organism in Eukaryota, Viridiplantae, Streptophyta, Magnoliopsida, Caryophyllales, Amaranthaceae. The transcript has 16 exons. The coding region runs from base 250 to 1572 and encodes 440 amino acids. Gene Ontology annotation, cellular component: nucleus; NuA4 histone acetyltransferase complex; Swr1 complex. Gene Ontology annotation, molecular function: transcription corepressor activity. Gene Ontology annotation, biological process: negative regulation of transcription by RNA polymerase II; DNA repair; chromatin remodeling.
CAUUAAUCCGGGUCAUAUGAGUAUUAUCGGUUCGUUGCGUUUUAGUAUUUUCGCGCUCGAAACUCAGAACGAAUCACAAAAAAAAGCCCUAAUUUCAUCGAUUUCCUUUCAAUUGAGCGAUAAAGAACCCUAAUUUCAGUUCCAAAUUGCUCCCGGAACGUAGAAAAUCCCACAAUUUGCAAUAAUAGAUGAUCCCCCAAUUUCUUAGGUCGUCAAAAGCCCUAAUUUCGUGAUCAAUUGAAAUCAAAGAUGGACGCAAAAGACAUACUGGGAUUACCAAAAAAUGCAUUGCCAUUAUCUCAGGAGAAGAAGUCCAAGCCUCCCAAAGAACCUCAGAGGAAGCCCGAUGGCAUUUCUCGAGAAGUGUAUAUGCUUACUGGAGGAGUUCCACCUCUUAUGCCUGCAAUUGAUACCUCUCAACUCAAGAGACGUCCCCCAACUGAUGAGAAGGUUACCUGGCAAUGGCUUUCAUUCUCAAAUUCAGCUCGGAAAGAUGAUUUAAAGCUCUACCACUGGGUCAGAGUUGUAAAUGGUGUGCCGCCAACGGGGGAUUACCCUUUCGCCAAAUAUAAUAAGUCAGUUGAUGUUAUCAAAUACACAGACGAGGAGUACGAGAACUACUUGACAAAUCCUAAAUGGAGUAAGGAAGAGACAGACACCUUGUUCGAGUUGUGUGAGAGGUUCGAUCUCCGCUUCGUCUUAAUAGCUGAUAGGUUUCCAUCAUCUCGGACUGUGGAGGAGUUGAAGGAUCGGUAUUAUUGUGUGACUAGAGCAAUACUGAUUGCUAGAGCUCCAUCUCCUGCUGAUGUAUCUGCGCAUCAAUUGAUAAAGGAACCAUACAAUGUCAAACAAGAGACUGAGCGCAAGCGUGCUUUGUCAAUGGUCCUUUCUCAAACAAAAUAUCAAGAACGCAAGGAUGUUGAGGUUCUUGCUGAAGCUAAAAGAAUCCAUGAGUCACGUAUAUUGGCUAAGAGUGCAGAGGAGCCAGAGGUACCAUCAACAUCAGAUGUUGGCACAGAAAAUGCUGAUCGAACUGUUCUUCCUGGCUCUGUAUCACCUGUCUCUGGAGCUGCGACUGCUGUAGCAGAUAAUGCUACUACCCUGGCUUCUCUUCGCAUGAUGCGCGUGUACUUGAGGACGUAUGCUCUUGACCAAAUGGUGCAGGCUGUUAGCGCUUCUGCUGGCCUCAGAACCAUCAAGCGUGUUGAGCAGACUUUGCAAGAUCUCGGGGUAAAUUUGAAGCCCAAGGUUCCAACAAAAUCUGUAUGUGGCGAACAUCUUGAAUUGAGAAAGGAGAUCCUUACUUUACUGAAUCUUCAAAAGCAGUUGCAGUACAAGGAGGCAGAGGGUUCUUCUUAUCGCGAGGGAUCAUAUAACACUGACACUCCAGAAACCCCUAAGCGCUCCCAUCGUGCUGGGGAACAGGACCGUCCUUUUGUUCCCGAGCCUUCAAGUUUUGGAGGGGAUAGAAUCGGCAAAAGGGACCAGAAAAGAAAGGGGCCUGGAAGAUCAUCAGAUGCUCCAUCUUCACCGGCAACCAAAAGGGCUCGGAAGUUGAAAGCAGAUGGAUGAUUGCAAUGCCAUGUUUUAUUUAAAUUAGGGGCUUUAGUUUUUUGAUGGUUGUAAUCUGUCACUCAUUAAUAUUUAUUUCCCUCUUUGUACCACAAACUCAUUUGUAUCUUUUUUAGGGGGAAAUUCAUCUGUAUCUUACUACUUGCAUUAAAGAAAUUCAAUGUUUUCUGUUCAUAAAAGACUUGUCUAUGUCACAUUGUUACCUUUAUACGAGGUACAUCAUGAGUAAUUUUGAAGGGAUAAUUACAGGUCUGAAUAAUAUUGCUUACUCAAUUGACGACUUA